AUGGAGAGAGCUGCUGUGAUGUCGGCCCACAGGACUCCCUCAGUACCAGAGUGCAACAUCUCAACCUCCACCCUGGCCUUCGACCAGCACUUCACCACUACUGCCAAAGGAAUACUGCUCCUGGCUGAGAUAGUGUUCGGUAUGCUGGUGUGGAUUCUGGUAGGGGGUACAGACUAUUUUGACGUGUCUGCUCUCUGCUGGGUGAUGUUCGUUGCCAUCUUGUGCUGGGUCCUGACCGUCUGCCUGUUUAUAAUUUACCUCACUGGAGCCCACAGCAGGAUACCAAAGGUCCCCUGGACAACACUGUCGCUGUGUUUGAACUGCAGUGCUGCAGCUCUGUAUCUGGUGACAGCAGUAGCAGAUGCUUUCUCAGUCAACCAGGCCAUUAGGGGACGACACAACUACAACUGCUGGGCAGCAUCUGCAUUCUUUGCGUUUCUGACCACACUGUGCUAUGCAGGAAGCAGUUACCUGAGCUACUGUGCCUGGAAAACCACAGAAGAAGGACAGUAGUCUUGUUUCCUGCUGUUUGAAGGCAACAGAGAUCAGACUGGAAAUUUGACUUCAGUGCAGGUCAAGUCAAACGUAAACUUGUGUAGAAACUGUAAAUAUGAUCAUAGCGGAGUAUCUUUGC
Messenger RNA from Epinephelus lanceolatus (giant grouper), 634 nucleotides. RefSeq names its product CKLF-like MARVEL transmembrane domain containing 8b (gene cmtm8b). The record is from RefSeq and is a predicted model, not a curated record. Gene Ontology annotation, biological process: myelination. Gene Ontology annotation, molecular function: structural constituent of myelin sheath. NCBI's taxonomy places the organism in Eukaryota, Metazoa, Chordata, Actinopteri, Perciformes, Serranidae. Gene Ontology annotation, cellular component: membrane.